Triticum urartu is the source of this 1292-nucleotide messenger RNA. RefSeq names its product expansin-B6. Gene Ontology annotation, cellular component: extracellular region. Lineage: Eukaryota; Viridiplantae; Streptophyta; Magnoliopsida; Poales; Poaceae. The record is from RefSeq and is a predicted model, not a curated record. Gene Ontology annotation, biological process: sexual reproduction.
AAGGUCCUCCCCUUGGACCAUCAAGACACAGACCAGAGUCCACAGCACAGCAGAGCACCACCACUACUACCAUCCCCAGUGGCAACCCUGACAAGGCUCUAGCAGCUUAGCUGAAGAUGGCCGGGCUACUCUCUGUCAAGGCCGUCGCGCUCGCCGCCGUGCUUGCUGCCGCGUAUGCCUCUUGCGCCGCCGCCGAGCAGCCGGGGGCGGCGGACCUCGACGCCUCCGCCGUGUCUUACAGCUCCGCGUGGCUUCCGGCCAGAGCGACCUGGUACGGAGCGCCCAACGGCGCCGGGCCCGACGACAACGGCGGCGCGUGCGGCUUCAAGCACGUGAACCAGUACCCCUUCUCCUCCAUGACCUCCUGCGGCAACCAGCCCCUGUUCAAGGACGGCAAGGGAUGCGGCUCCUGCUACCAGAUACGGUGCAGCGGCGACAAAUCCUGCUCCGGCAAAAUCGAGACGGUGAUGAUCACGGACAUGAACUACUACCCGGUGGCGCAGUACCACUUCGACCUGAGCGGCACGGCCUUCGGCGCGCUGGCCAAGCCGGGGCUCAACGAGAAGCUGCGCCACUCGGGCAUCAUCGACAUCCAGUUCCGGCGGGUGCCCUGCAACUUCCCGGGCCUCAAGAUCAACUUCCACGUUGUGGACGGCUCCAACGCGGUGUACCUGGCGGUGCUGAUCGAGUACGAGGACAUGGACGGCGACGUGAUCCAGGUGGACAUGAAGGAGGCCAACUCCGGGUCGUGGACGCCGAUGCGCGAGUCCUGGGGCUCCAUCUGGCGGAUGGACUCCAACCAUCGCCUCCAGGGGCCCUUCUCCAUGCGCAUCACCAGCGACUCCGGCAAGAAGCUGGUGGCCAACAACGUCAUCCCGGCCAACUGGAGGCCCAACACCGACUACCGCUCCUUCGUCCAGUUCAGCUGAUCCGAGUCCGACCGGCCCAUGGGCGGCCACGUGCGGCUGCAUCAUGCGUGCAUGCGCUCUGGCGGUCUGGCCCCUCUGCUGGCUACGUACAAUUAAUCGCUCGGCCGAUCGAAAUCAUUUGCCUUAUUUUAUUUUUUGUAUUUGCGUGGGAUCAAGGAGCUCGAGAUGCCGUCUGUCUGGUGUCAUAUGUGGGGUCGUCGUCGUCUAGCGUCUUGAGCAUGUGUGGGAAAUGCGGGAGGGCAUAGUUUGCAUGUGCUCUCCCGCCCACUGACUCUGUGUAGAGUACCAUACAUGAGAUGACACUACCGGUUUGUAACCAAAUCCAAGUUAUUAUAAAUUAUAUACGUACAGUUUUUUCUACUA